Chelonoidis abingdonii (Abingdon island giant tortoise) is the source of this 5294-nucleotide messenger RNA. It is a transcript of the gene NEDD4, whose product is annotated as NEDD4 E3 ubiquitin protein ligase. Gene Ontology annotation, biological process: receptor internalization; neuromuscular junction development; receptor catabolic process. Gene Ontology annotation, cellular component: dendritic spine; cytoplasm. The record is from RefSeq and is a predicted model, not a curated record. NCBI's taxonomy places the organism in Eukaryota, Metazoa, Chordata, Testudines, Testudinidae. Gene Ontology annotation, molecular function: protein binding; ubiquitin protein ligase activity; sodium channel inhibitor activity.
UUCAGCUAGUGUAGCUGCAACAAGAAUUGCUGUUUUAAACUCAGAGCUAGAAUAUUCUUGGAUUUUAUUCAUUUAUGCAAAUUACAGAAAGUAACAUUGAAACAAGGUUGGUAGUGUGUGUUUGUGCUGCAGCUGAGUUAAGCUUGACCCUCGUUGGAAAUCAAGUGCUUUGUAAGUAAAUGCAUUCUGACUACAUUCAAUCAAAGAAACGGCAAUUCAAGGAUUGGCUGACUUAUUUUAGGAGGUGCUUUUUAUUAUAUGCUAAUUAGUAUCUUGUUGAAGUUUGGGACAAAGGCUGCGGUUUUCAUGGGAUCUUACUUUUGUGAUGUGUUUGAACUGGAUCUCAACUCUGUGCAGCUGCCUCUAGCCUUUCUGCAAAAGGAGCUUUAUGGUUCUUACUUGCGAACAUGUGUGCAAAUGAGAACAAAUGGCACAACGGUUAAGAUUGCAUUUUGCAGCCCAAAGGAGCAACACUGAUCCAUUAUCAGAAAUCUCUGGAGAUGGUUUGGAUGGUAACGUUCUUGUGUAUUUCCAAAGACCUUCACGGAAUUCUGCACCUGAUAUUAUACAAAUUAAGGUGAUUCCCAGGCAAGCUGUCUUUCCAACGGUAAUGCAGAAAAUAAUUAAUCAACAGCAGCAUUCAACUGUUUCUUCAUUGCAAAAGAACAACAAAAAGAGCACCUCACUGCAGAUUUCCCUGCAGUCUAGAAGGUAUAGUGACUGUUUUCAAUCUGAUACAGUAGUUGCUAGUGAAGACACUUUCAUCAGUGUUGGUAAUGAAGGAAAUGCUUGUAACAGGAAUAUGGCUGAUUACAGAUCUAAUAUGCUAAACAGUAGCAGCCAUUUGAGCAAUACUACCAUGUGCACUGGCAAUCUUGACAGUGUUGCAGCGAAUAACAGUGGAUCCCUCAGUAGCACUGGCAGUGACUAUGAAUCGUGUACAGGUAUCGCUAGUGAUGGAGGCUCAUACAGCAACAGUAUAAUCAGUGACUGUAGUAGUUGCACUCUUUCCACUGGUGAUGAUAUCUGUAGCAGUAUUGUAUAUAGUACUUCUUCAUAUAGAAGCACAGCAAACAAAUGUAAUUCCUAUAGGAACAAUAUAUAUGAGGAAGAUUUAUGUAGAAGUAAAAAUACUACUUUUGAUCAAGAUGGUUUGGAACAAGUGAAAUUGCCAAUGAGGAGGAAAACUAAAAUUCCACUACGACGUUUUUCAUCUUUGGUCAUCUUUCCUAGGAGUCCUUCCACUACCCCACCAACUUCUCCAACAUACUUGGGUCCUCUACCAAGCAGGGGAUCUUAUCAAACAUCACAUCAGUUCGUUAUUUCUUCUACUGAACUGGCACAUAAUGAAGAUCAAAGAACUUCUUCUAAAGGGUUCCUUUCAACAGCAGUCAAUGGACUUCGACUAUCUAAAACCAUUUGCUCUCCUGGUGAAACUAGAGACAUUAGACCAUUUUACUUGAAUAAUGCAUUACAGGACAAAAAUCAGGCUGCAAGUAGCGCUGAGCAGACAACUUGUAAAAAAAUAUCCAACAGCUUCCCUUGUAUUUCAGUUCAUUUCACUCAGCAAAGAGAAUCUGCAUCAAGGGAUGAAAUGGUUAAUGGUUGCUACAGUCCAGAGUUAUCAAAAAAGGAAUUAAAUUUGCACUCUGAUGCAAAGUACCCUAAUUUAAAACUGAUACUUAGCACAUCUGCAUGUUUACCCUCAAAAAAACAUUCUGAGUAUCAGAUUCUUAUAAACGAAUUAGAAAGACCAAAUACACAAAUGAGGACAACCCACCAUAUUCUGCAAAGAAGUGUUUCAUUAGAAGGAUCUUGUCAAAAAGUUUCUUGCUGUUUAUCCAGUCUUAAAUACAAGUGUCCUAAGGCAGAGACAUCCCAGUUGCACAUACAGUUCACACCUGGAAAUGAAGGAAAAACUCGUGGCUUUCCAAAAAAUGCUAGUAUCUGCAAAAGGGAAUCAAAUAGUACUUUGUGGAGGCCCCACAAGACAAGAGAUGACUUCCUAGGUCAAGUGGAUGUUCCUCUUCAUCAAUUACCGACAGAAAAUCCAAAUAUGGAGAGACCAUACACCUUUAAAGAUUUUGUUCUUCAUCCAAGAAGUCACAAGUCAAGAGUUAAAGGUCACCUAAGAUUAAAAAUGACAUAUUUACCUAAAAACAAUGGAUCUGAAGAAGAAAACACAGAACAGGUGGAAGACCUGGAGCCUGGCUGGAUUAUAUUGGACCAACCGGAUGCUGCUUGCCAGCAGCAACAGGAAUCUCCUCCUCUACCUCCAGGCUGGGAAGAAAGACAAGAUAUCCUUGGUAGGACCUACUAUGUCAACCAUGAAUCUAGAAGAACACAAUGGAAAAGACCAACUGCUCAGGACAAUCUCGCUGAUGUUGACAAUGGUAAUAUUCAUUUGGAGGCACAGCAUGCAUUUACCCAUCGGCGACAGAUAACAGAGGAAGCAGAAAAUCUAGACAACAGAGAUUCUCCUGAGAGCUGGGAAGUUAUAACGGAAGAUGAGGCCACUAUGUACAGCAAUCAGAAUCUUCAAACACUACUGCCACAGAGCAGUUCUGAUAUGCAGUCUCACCUGGCAGAAGAAUUGAAUAUCAGACUUACUACCUCUGGGAGUCCAGCCACUGGCCAGUCAACUUCCUCCAAUAACCAUUCCAGCAGAAGAGGUAGCCUGCAAACAUACAGAGUUGAGGAACAGCCUGCACUUCCUGUGUUACUUUCUACUUCAUCUGGAUUACCUCCAGGCUGGGAAGAAAGGCAAGAUGAAAAAGGAAGGUCAUAUUAUAUAGAUCACAAUUCCAGAACGACUACCUGGGUAAAACCUGUUGUGCAGACUACAAUAGAAACAAGUCAACUAUCAACUGUCCAAAGUACUCCAACAGGACGUCAACCACAAACAUCAAGUGAUUCAUCAGAACAGUCUUCUAAUCAACAACCUGAAGUAGAGCAAGGAUUUCUCCCUAAAGGCUGGGAAGUCCGACAUGCACCAAAUGGGAGACCAUUCUUUAUUGACCACAAUACCAAAACUACUACAUGGGAAGAUCCAAGAUUGAAAAUUCCAGCUCAUCUGAGGAAAAAGACAUCUCUAGAUCCUGUAGAUUUAGGCCCCUUGCCACCAGGAUGGGAAGAGAGAACUCACACAGAUGGAAGAAUAUUCUACAUAAACCACAAUACAAAAAAAACGCAAUGGGAAGAUCCUCGAUUGCAGAAUGUAGCAAUAACCGGACCAGCUGUGCCUUAUUCCAGGGAUUAUAAACGAAAGUAUGAAUUCUUCAGAAAGAAGUUGAAGAAGCAGAGUGAUAUUCCGAACAGAUUUGAAAUGAAACUUCACCGUACAACAAUCCUUGAAGAUUCUUACAGAAGAAUUAUAGCUGUAAAGAGAGCAGAUUUCCUUAAAGCAAGACUCUGGAUUGAGUUUGAUGGUGAAAAAGGCUUAGAUUAUGGAGGAGUGGCCAGAGAAUGGUUCUUCCUUCUCUCUAAAGAAAUGUUUAAUCCCUAUUAUGGAUUGUUUGAAUAUUCUGCCACGGAUAACUACACUCUGCAGAUCAAUCCAAACUCUGGAUUGUGCAAUGAAGAUCAUCUCUCGUACUUCAAGUUUAUAGGACGUGUAGCUGGAAUGGCUGUUUACCAUGGCAAGCUGCUGGAUGGCUUUUUUAUUCGACCUUUUUACAAGAUGAUGCUUCAAAAACCAAUAACGCUUCAUGAUAUGGAAUCUGUGGAUAGUGAAUAUUACAAUUCUCUGAGAUGGAUUCUUGAAAAUGAUCCAGCAGAAUUGGAUCUUAGGUUUAUUGUUGAUGAAGAACUCUUUGGACAGACCCAUCAACAUGAGCUAAAAAGUGGUGGAUCAGAAAUAGUUGUCACCAACAAGAACAAGCGGGACUACAUUCAUCUUGUAAUUCAGUGGAGAUUUGUGAGCAGAGUCCAGAAGCAGAUGGCUGCUUUUAAAGAGGGGUUUUUUGAACUAAUAUCUCAAGAUCUAAUCAAAAUUUUUGAUGAAAAUGAACUAGAGUUACUAAUGUGUGGACUGGGAGAUGUGGAUGUGGCUGACUGGAAGCUAUAUACAAAAUACAAAAAUGGCUACAGCAUAAAUCACCAAGUUAUACAGUGGUUUUGGAAGGCAGUGUUAAUGAUGGAUUCUGAGAAGCGAAUAAGAUUACUUCAGUUUGUCACUGGCACAUCCCGUGUACCUAUGAAUGGAUUUGCUGAGUUGUAUGGUUCAAAUGGACCACAGUUGUUUACGGUUGAACAGUGGGGCACCCCUGAAAAACUGCCAAGAGCUCAUACCUGCUUUAACCGCUUGGAUUUGCCUCCAUAUGAGUCAUUUGAAGAUUUAUGGGACAAACUUCUCAUAGCAAUUGAAAAUACUCAGGGUUUUGAUGGGGUUGAUUAGGCCACAGAAUUUAACAUGCGAUGUUGUUCCAGUGCUGCGAUUUCUUUUCAAGGGUUUACAAACAAUUUAAUAUUUCCAGGGAACCUACUGUUCAUUCAGUUGUUUGACUAUUGAACUUUCAUAGUGUAAUUUGUAAAACAAAUAAGUGUUAAAUUCACCAACGCUCUUAAAAACAUUUUGCCAUUUUCAGUAAUACGUAUUUUAUUAGUGCCCACAAAAUGUAUAGUGGGUAGCUUAACCCCACCAAUGCCUCAAAGAGUAAAAUGUCUUUCAACAAUUACCUCUUCUACAGUAUUUGCCAGAUUAUCUUACAUUAAACUACUGAAAGUAAAACUGUGAAACAAUGUUUGCAAGUGUACAUUUGAAACAUUGCUGCUCUUCUGAAGAGUAACUGAAAUGAUUAAACGGUUUGAGGAAAUUCAGUAUAAUGCAAUAUCCUAUUCUGUGCUGCUUCAGGCUGUUUACGACAGAUCUGCCCAAAGCACCUUAUUGUUUAGUAUAUUGGCUAAAACAUUGGAAAGCAUUUGCAUUUCUUACUCACGUCAGCUUGCAGAAUAUUAACUGACUAUAUAAGGUUUUUUUAAGAAUUCUGUUUCGACUUGCUUUUGUUAAAAUGCAGUUUGACAAAACCAGGAACUUUUAUAAGACACGCUUGAGUAGCAUAUUUCUGAAUUGUAAUAAGAAAUUAUAUUCUUUUUGUCUGAAUUCAUAUGCUAUCAUUGAUUUCAUGAGUUUUCAUCACGUUUUUGAUAAAUGUUAACAAUGGAUAAUAUUUCAGUUCAGUCUUUUGCAACAAAAUAAAUCUUAAAACAGAAUUUGUCUGAAUACCACAGAGUAUUAACUAAAACUGACAGUUAAAUGCCUUUGUUAUCCAUUCUUGCAGUCUUGCACAACAAAA